AUGGCUGCGGCGGCGUCGUCGAGCCCGGGCUGUGGCCACUCGGGCUCGAGGCGCGCGAUUGUUCCCUCCAGGACCGGCGAGAACCGGAAUGGAUUCUUGGCGCUGGAGGAGCUGGAAUCCAUCCGCAUUGGCAGGGACAACAUCUCUCCGUGGUCCAUACCCAAGGAGGCGUUGCUGCACGAGCCCGCCGAAGACCAGGUCUUCCAGUCUAUGAAGGGCGCCGGGCACGAGCGGCGCAUACACGCCAACAGGGAGCUGCGGCCGGAGGAGCAGAGAGCCCUGCGGGAGCUGCAGGACGAGGCGCGGGAGCGGGACUUGGCCUUCCUGCCAUCCGUCUCGGUGCAGGCCACCCGGUGGCUGGUCCACGCCCAGGGUUGCCAGAGCAAGGUCCUGGAGGGCAUGCUGCGCACCAACGCCUGGAGGCUGGAGUACUUCGGGAAGGGCCCCAUCAAAGAUAGCCAGGCCACCCGCUCGCGCCGCUAG
This is a messenger RNA of Prorocentrum cordatum, 483 nucleotides long. NCBI's taxonomy places the organism in Eukaryota, Dinophyceae, Prorocentrales, Prorocentraceae. The record is from the annotation of a GenBank genome assembly.